Messenger RNA from Ficedula albicollis (Collared flycatcher), 2693 nucleotides. RefSeq names its product LDL receptor related protein 5 (gene LRP5). The record is from RefSeq and is a predicted model, not a curated record. The coding region runs from base 1 to 2658 and encodes 885 amino acids. The transcript is spliced from 15 exons. NCBI's taxonomy places the organism in Eukaryota, Metazoa, Chordata, Aves, Passeriformes, Muscicapidae. Gene Ontology annotation, molecular function: protein binding.
AUGGACAGUACAGGCAGGUCCUCGUGUGGAAGGACUUGGACAACCCAAGGUCUCUGGCCCUUGAUCCUCGUGUGGAAGGACUUGGACAACCCAAGAUCUCUGGCCCUUGAUCCCACCAAAGGGUACAUGUACUGGACUGAGUGGGGAGGUAAACCCAGGAUUGUUCGAGCCUACAUGGAUGGCACAAACAGCAUCACUUUGGUGGACAAAGUGGGGCGUGCCAAUGACCUCACUAUUGAUUAUGUGGACCAAAGGCUCUACUGGACUGACUUAGACACAAGCAUGAUUGAGUCAUCAAAUAUGCUGGGACAAGAGCGAGAAAUCAUAGCAGAUGAUCUACCUCAUCCAUUUGGAUUAACCCAGUACAGUGACUACAUCUACUGGACAGACUGGAAUCUUCACAGCAUAGAAAGAGCAGACAAGACCAGUGGGAAGAACAGGACACUUAUUCAGGGCCAUCUGGAUUUUGUGAUGGAUAUAUUGGUCUUCCAUUCUUCUCGUCAGGACGGCUUGAAUGACUGUGUGCAGAAUAAUGGCCAUUGUGGUCACUUGUGCCUUGCCAUCCCAAAUGGAUUUAGGUGUGGCUGUGCUGCUCAUUACACCUUGGAUCCCAACAGCAGGAACUGUAGUUCUCCGGCCAGUUUCCUGUUAUUUAGCCAGAAAUCUGCCAUCAGCAGGAUGAUACCUGAUGAUCAGCAAAGCCCAGAUAUCAUCCUGCCUAUGCAUGGUCUGAGGAACGUCAAAGCUAUUGAUUAUGAUCCCUUAGAUAAAUUGAUCUACUGGGUGGAUGGUCGCCAGAAUAUUAUAAAAAGAGCCAAAGAUGAUGGCACCCAGCCUUUCACUGUAAUGAGUACCCCAAACCAAAGCCAGAACCCGGAGAAGCAGCCACACGACCUCAGCAUUGAUAUAUACAGCCACACCUUGUACUGGACCUGCGAGGCCACCAAUUCUGUCAACGUGCACCGGCUGAACGGCGAGUCCAUCGGGAUGGUGCUGCGAGGGGAGCACGACAGGCCCCGGGCCAUCGUGGUGAACGCGGAGCGAGGGUACAUGUACUUCACCAACAUGCAGGAGAGAGCUCCCAAGAUCGAGCGUGCAGCCCUGGAUGGCACUGAGAGAGAAGUGCUUUUCACAACUGGCUUGAUCCGACCGGUAGCGCUGGUGGUUGACAACAAACUUGGAAAGCUUUUCUGGGUGGAUGCAGAUCUGAAGCGCAUCGAAAGCUGUGACCUGUCAGGUGCCAACCGCGUGACCCUGGAGGACUCCAACAUUCUUCAGCCCAUGGGGCUCACUGUGCUGGGGAAUCACUUGUACUGGAUUGAUCGUCAGCAGCAGAUGAUUGAGAGAGUGGAGAAAGUGAAUGGCUACAAAAGGACUAGAAUUCAAGGCCGGAUUGCUCACCUAACAGGCAUUCAUGCUGUGGAGGAGCUUGAUAUGGAGGAAUUCUCUGUGCAUCCAUGCUCCCGUGACAAUGGUGGGUGUUCACACAUCUGCAUUGCCAAAGGGGAUGGAACUCCCAGAUGUUCAUGCCCUGAGCACCUUGUGCUUCUACAGAAUCUCUUAACAUGUGGAGAACCCCCAACUUGUUCCCCAGACCAGUUUACGUGUGCAACUGGAGAGAUUGACUGUAUCCCAAUGGCGUGGCGGUGUGAUGGGUUCCCUGAGUGUGAUGACCAGAGUGAUGAAGAUAGCUGCCCCAUCUGCUCUGCUUCCCAGUUCCAGUGUGAGAAGGGACAGUGCAUCGAUGCACACUUGCGGUGUAAUGGGGAAAUUGACUGUCAAGAUAAAUCUGAUGAAGCAGAUUGUGAUACGAUUUGUCUGCCCAACCAGUUCCGGUGUGCGAGCGGGCAGUGCAUCCUCCUGAAGCAGCAGUGUGACUCCUUCCCGGACUGCAUCGACGGCUCUGACGAGCUCGUGUGUGAAAAAUCAAAGCCAGCCUCGGAUGAGUCCCAACCCCACAGCAGUGCCAUUGGUCCUGUCAUUGGGAUAAUCCUGUCCCUUUUUGUCAUGGGAGGAAUGUACUUUGUUUGCCAGCGGGUGGUGUGCCAGCGCUACGCCGGGCCCAAUAGUCCUUUUCCACAUGAGUAUGUCAGCGGGACCCCUCACGUGCCUCUUAAUUUUAUCGCUCCAGGAAGUUCUCAGCAUGGCACUUUUACUGGCAUCUCUUGUGGAAAGUCCAUGAUUAGCUCCAUGAGUCUCAUGGGAGGAAGCAGUGGUGCCCCCUUGUAUGACAGAAACCAUGUUACUGGAGCAUCUUCAAGUAGCUCAUCCAGCACUAAAGCCACUUUCUACCCACAGAUUUUGAACCCACCUCCUUCCCCAGCUACUGAUCGCUCCUUAUACAAUGCAGAGAUGUUUUAUUCCUCAAACAUUCCUUCAAACACAAGAUCUUACAGGCCGUACCUCAUCCGAGGGAUCGCUCCGCCCACGACGCCGUGCAGCACAGAUGUGUGUGACAGUGACUAUACCACGAGCCGAUGGAAGGCCAACAAAUACUACAUAGAUUUAAAUUCAGACUCAGACCCUUAUCCCCCUCCACCCACACCUCGCAGUCAGUACAUGUCUGCAGAAGAAAGCUGCCCUCCAUCUCCUGCCACGGAACGAAGCUAUUUUCACCUCUACCCCCCUCCACCCUCUCCUUGUACAGACUCUUCAUGACCUCAACAGAAGGAACUUUUUCCUGUAAAUAUUUU